This is a messenger RNA of Meyerozyma guilliermondii ATCC 6260, 3261 nucleotides long. It is a transcript of the gene ENA2, whose product is annotated as Na(+)-exporting P-type ATPase. Lineage: Eukaryota; Fungi; Ascomycota; Pichiomycetes; Serinales; Debaryomycetaceae. Gene Ontology annotation, cellular component: plasma membrane. The record is from RefSeq and is a predicted model, not a curated record. The transcript has a single exon. The coding region runs from base 1 to 3261 and encodes 1086 amino acids. Gene Ontology annotation, biological process: calcium ion transmembrane transport; intracellular calcium ion homeostasis. Gene Ontology annotation, molecular function: ATP binding; P-type calcium transporter activity; ATP hydrolysis activity.
AUGGAUUCUUCUUCCAAUUCUUCCAAAACGUCCAAAAUUUCAGAAAAAAGAAGCACCCGCAGAAUCAACACGGAGGACACCUCGUCUGGCCCCAAUGAUGGCUCUCUUGCAUAUCGUUUGACCAUUGCUCAGGUGCUUGACAAAUAUAAGACCCUGCGUGAUGGUCUUUCGCUGGCUAGAGCAAAGGAGAUUAUUGACUCUGUCGGUCCGAACUCGCUUGGUGACGAUGCCAAGAUCUCGUACUCCAAGAUCGUGGCUCAUCAGGUGUUCAACGCUAUGAUCUUGGUGUUGAUCAUUUCCAUGAUUAUAGCACUUGCAAUCCAAGAUUGGAUUUCUGGUGGAGUCAUUGGAUUCGUCGUCCUUAUCAAUAUUGGAGUUGGUUUUGUCCAGGAAGUCAAAGCUGAGAAAACGAUGGGCUCUUUGAGAUCCUUGAGUUCUCCCACCGCAAGAGUCACCAGAGAUGGCGACGAUCAGACCAUUCCUGCUCAGGAAGUGGUUCCUGGUGAUAUUGUCCACAUUAAGGUAGGUGACACCGUUCCUGCUGACCUUAGACUCAUAGAAAGCAUGAAUCUUGAAGCCGACGAGGCUCUUCUCACUGGUGAAUCUUUGCCUGUCCAAAAGGACGAAAAUGAAGUAUAUGCUGAUCCUACCGUUCCGAUUCCCGUUGGUGACCGUCUCAAUUUGGCAUACAGUUCGUCUGUUGUUUCCAAAGGUAGAGGAACAGGUGUCGCCAUUGGCACAGGCCUCGAUACCGAAAUCGGAAAGAUCGCUCUGUCUUUGAGAGGCAACAAUUCUCUCAUAAGAAAAGUUGAAAAGAGUGAAGACCAUUCUCCCAAGAAGCGUGAAUAUGCCCAUGCAUUUUUUGGUACCAUCAAGGACGUUGUGUGCAACAUUUUGGGUACCAAUACUGGUACACCUCUUCAGCGGAAGCUUUCGUGGCUCGCUAUCUUUUUAUUCUGGGUGGCUGUUGUGUUUGCUAUUGUGGUGAUGGGAUCCCAGAAGAUGCACGUCAACAAAGAAGUUGCGAUUUAUGCUAUUUGUGUGGCAUUAUCUAUGAUUCCUUCUGCAUUGAUUGUGGUCUUGACCAUUACCAUGGCUGUUGGAGCUCAGGUGAUGGUGAUGAAAAAUGUCAUUGUCAGAAAGCUCGACUCGUUGGAAGCCCUUGGAGGUGUCAAUGAUAUUUGUUCUGACAAAACUGGUACUUUGACUCAGGGAAAGAUGAUUGCCAAGAAGGUAUGGAUUCCAAACAUUGGAACUUACUCUGUUGAAAACUCGAAUGAAGCCUUCAAUCCCACCGUUGGAGACAUCACCUUUGCUGAUCGCAGUCCUUACUACGUUAAAGAGACCGAUGAAGAAAUUGACUUCACUCCAAACGUACCUGAAAUGCCCAGGAAUUACCGCAAUUGGCUCUACACUGCUUCCUUGGCCAACAUUGCUACCGUGAAUCAAUCCAAAGAUGAAGAAAGUGGAGAACUUGUGUGGAAAGCUCAUGGAGAUGCCACAGAAAUCGCCAUUCAAGUUUACGCUUCUAGAGCCAACUUUGGCAGAGAACAACUCGCUGAAAACUACGAGCACCUUGCCGAAUUUCCUUUCGAUUCUUCUAUCAAAAGAAUGUCGGCGGUUUACAAACAAAACGACACUCAGACCACCAGAGUUUACACCAAAGGUGCUGUAGAAAGAGUGUUGGCUUGUUGUACCCACUGGUUGGGCCAUAGUGAUGAAUCUGACAAGAACGAUUUUGAUAACCAAAAACCUGUUGAGUUGACAAAAUCCGAUAUUGAGUUUAUUGAGGAAAACAUGAAUGCUUUGUCUUCUCAAGGAUUGCGAGUAUUGGCAUUUGCAGUCAAUGAUAUCACUGGAGAAAACGUUGAUCUUUCUGAAAGAGAAAAUGUUGAAAAGAAUUUGACGUUCCAAGGUUUGAUUGGAAUUUAUGAUCCUCCACGUACCGAAACUGCCCACUCGGUCAAAUUGUGUCAUAAGGCAGGUGUCAAUGUUCAUAUGUUGACAGGUGAUCAUCCAGGAACUGCCAAGGCCAUUGCACAAGAAGUUGGUAUUAUUCCACGUAACUUGUACCACUACAGUGAAGAAGUGGUUAAAGCCAUGUGUAUGACUGCAAGUGAAUUCGAUGCUCUUAGUGAUGCGGAUAUCGACAACUUGCCAGUUCUUCCAUUGGUUAUUGCUCGUUGUGCUCCUCAAACCAAGGUUAGAAUGAUAGAAGCUCUUCACAGAAGAGAAAAGUUUGUUGCAAUGACAGGUGACGGUGUCAAUGAUUCUCCGUCAUUAAAAAAGGCUGAUGUUGGAAUCGCCAUGGGACUUAACGGAUCAGAUGUCGCUAAGGAUGCUUCUGAUAUUGUUUUGACCGAUGACAAUUUUGCUUCCAUCUUGAAUGCUAUUGAGGAGGGCAGAAGAAUGUCUGCAAACAUUCAGAAAUUUGUUUUGCAAUUGUUGGCGGAAAACGUUGCACAAGCGUUUUAUUUGAUGAUCGGUUUGGCCUUUAUGGACAAAUCUGGAUAUUCCGUCUUUCCGUUGUCUCCCGUCGAAGUGUUGUGGAUUUUGGUGGUCACUUCUUGUUUCCCAGCCAUGGGUUUGGGUCAAGAAAAGGCAUCGGAAGAUAUUCUUGACCAGCCUCCAAACAACACAAUUUUCACAUACGAGGUGAUUGGCGAUAUGGUGGCCUAUGGAUUCUGGAUGUCGUGUUGCUGUCUUCUUUGUUUCGUUGUUAUCGUGUUUGGCAAGGGUGAUGGAUACUUGGGAGAGAAUUGUAAUUCCACCAGUGCCGACAAGCAUGUCUGUGAGUUGGUCUUUAAGGGAAGAUCUGCUUCGUUUGCUAACAUGACUUGGUGUGCUUUGAUUUUGGCUUGGGAAUGUAUCCAUCCAGUCAACUCGCUCUUUUACAUGAGACAAGAUACCGACAACCCAUGGUGGAAACAAACGGCUAUUGACUUGUGGGAUAACCAGUUUUUAUUCUGGUCUAUCAUUGGAGGUUUUGUGUCGGUGUUCCCAGUUGUCUACAUUCCUGUCAUUAACGACAAGGUGUUCUUGCAUGGUCCCAUUGGAUACGAAUGGGGUGUGGCCAUAGGUUGUUCCGUUUUGUUCCUCUUGGGAGCUGAAGGUUGGAAGUGGAUUAAACGGAUCUACAAGCGCAAGAAGGCCAAGAAGGCCAAGAACCCUGAACAUGACUUGGAAAGAAACGACCCAUUCCAGAAGUAUGCUUCUUUCUCCAGAUCGAACACCAUGGACAAGACCGAUUACGUUGUGUAA